Messenger RNA from Auanema sp. JU1783, 396 nucleotides. NCBI's taxonomy places the organism in Eukaryota, Metazoa, Nematoda, Chromadorea, Rhabditida, Rhabditidae. The record is from the annotation of a GenBank genome assembly.
AUGGAGAUGUACAGGAAUGACUUCUUAGACGACAAGUAUUUGGAUUACAAUGCGCAUAAACCUUCUCCUCUACCCGAUAAUUUCCAUUUGAAGCUAAUAACGCUCGAAGCGCCUAGUCUACAACCAUUGGAUAAAGUUUUCGUCCUUUCUGAACCAAAUAGUUCACGAUUGAACACCUCCGUCUCGACAAUUAGCGAACAGAUUCUUAAGAAAGUAGAUUCAGACAUAAAGGAAGCCGCCGCCAAAAUUGCUGCUUCAUCUGCAAUCUCUGCUGUAAAUAGGGAAGGAGCCAUUUUUGAAGAUUUGGUGCCUAUCAGCUUCGACGAAGCUGAUUUCAUUCGAAAACAAGAAGAUAUCUUGAACAUCAAGCGCUCGAAUUUGAAACGAAAAUCUUAA